Cuscuta epithymum is the source of this 2979-nucleotide messenger RNA. The record is from the annotation of a GenBank genome assembly. Lineage: Eukaryota; Viridiplantae; Streptophyta; Magnoliopsida; Solanales; Convolvulaceae.
CUUUUGAGGAUAUGUUAAGGCCAAGAUAACACUCCCACAGCUCCCAUUCGAACUCCCCUAGAUAAGAGAGAAGAAGAGAGCCACACAACCCAAAAGACCAAGGAGAAAGCAAACUGCCCGCAGGUUUUCCUCCAGUGCAAGGGUUACUUGUUUGCUUCAUAUCUCGAGUUAUACACAUCCAAAUAAGGCGUGUAAUAUACCAAAGGAAAGAUCUCAAGACGAGGAAUCCGUGAAGGCCUGGUUUGCUUCAAUCGGAGUAGUGGAAGGCGUCCAAACCGUCCGAGCAAAACACAACCUCGCAGGAGAGGAUUUAAUCUUCUAAAGAAACGAGUUAACCGGAAAACACCCAUUCUAGGGGCUGUUUUCGUAUCAACGAUUAAGGGUUGAACUAGCACCUUGAGGAGGCUGCUUAACACUCAUAUUUGAGCAAGGAAUUAGUUCCAAAUCCACCUUGACCAAAGCUUUGACCAUUGGACCAAGAGGGGAAAGUUUAAAGCUCAAUUGAGGUUGAGGCUAGAGCUUGCUUCCUGUGCUCGUUGCUCGAGAGAUCAUCUAGGAGCGAAGACUUGGUUCGUGCUUCCUCCAUUCGGAUUUUAAACAUUAAUAAACAUGCUCAUGGAUAUUUUAUUAUAGAGCCUGCGUGCUCAUGAAUAGCCCUGUGUGGCCCUUUUGUUUUAAACAAUGUUUUCCGCUGCUUUAUGAAUUACUUAUUAUGUUGUUUAUGGAUGACUUGUGUGUGAAUGAUAUUCAUGACGCCUUGUAUAAUAUGAAUGUGUUGGACUGCGGUUGACUAUUCGUAUUGUACGGCGGGUUGUUGACGUGUCCGGGGAGGUCCGGGGCGUGACAAUUAAGUUGGUAUCAGAGCCUUAGUCCAUAAACUUCAUAAUGAAGUCUCAAAAUUCUCUUUUUGAAAAGAUUUUGAAAACCAUGAGCAUAGAAGUUUUGUACUUGGAGAGCUUUUGGUACUUGGGUUGCAAGGUCUCUAAUUGUUAAGAUGGUACCCUUAGCAAUUGGUAUGGCGGUGACUCGAGCCAAAAUGUGUCUUAAGUACCUAUCCGUCAAUUGACAUUUGAUACGAGUCUAACGACUCCUUCCAAAUUUCUUUCAGAAAUGGACCGUGGUGGCAGGAUUACUAGGAGAAACCCGACGGGUCGUGUACCAGUGGAGACUGGACAGGGCAGUCGAAGGACCUCUAGGGCAUCUAGAGGAGCUGGCCGUGGAGGCCGAUCACAGACCGUGAGUGACGGUCAUGUCGACACGGAAAGUGAAACCUACUGGUCCUAUGAGGACUCGACCUAUCGACCGGAAACUGAACCGGUUGAGACCCCUUACGAAGGGGAUGAUGAUGAUGUAAGUGAUGAGGAGGAAAAUGGCUCCUUAGCACGGAUUGAAGCACUACUUCAACAGUACCACCGUGAGCGUGAGGAGAGGAGGGAACGCCGAAGGCGCCGGGCUGGGCAACCUUCGGGCGGGGCUUCAAGAGGGAGAAGCCAUGGCGACUCUAGGGCCCACAUUGAACCACAUGGGGGUCGGGGUGAUGGAGGUCCAAUCAUAAGAAUCUCCAAAUACAUCAAAGAGGCACGAGACUUGGGGUGCAAACCGUUUGAUGGGACGGGUGACAUCUCCGUUUCGGCACAAUGGAUUAAGCGGCUGAAUGAGGCAGCCCUGGACAUGCAACUCACCCCCGAAUAUAAACUAAGGGUUGCGGUGAGAUUGCUUGAAGGUUUGGCAUCCAAGUGGUGGGAUGGGACCAAAAGCAAAUAUGGCGAGACCGUCACUUGGGAGAAUUUCCGACAGGAAUUCUUUGCCCAAUAUUACUCGGAUUUUGAGGUGAACAAGAAAGUGAGGGAAUACACCCUUCUAACCCAAGGGGGUAACAUGACGGUGAGGGAACUUGAGUACAAGUUCAGGGAUCUUGCCGAUUACAUACCUGAGUAUGCUUGUGACGAGAACCGGAUGGUGAACCACUUCUGGGAUGCUCUAGACUUGGAGAUACGUGACAGGGCAACACAAUUGCCUAACAUGACGUUUGCCCAAGUGGUUGACCAAGGGUUGAAAGGAGAGAAACAAUGGGAAGAAAGGAAGAAGAGAGACGCCGAGGAGGCGAAAAAGAGAAAGUGGGAGAGUCAUGGCUCCCAAGGUUCCAACAAAAAGGGUAACCACGGAGGAGGAUCUUUCCGGGCACCACCGCCACCAAAUAGGGGGAACCAAGGCCCGAGUGGGCAAGGCGCGAGGUCACAAACCUCAGUGGUAGCUCGUUGCAACAAUUGCAAGAAGAACCACUCCGGUAAAUGUCGCGACCCCCCUAGAUGUUUUCAAUGCGGGGAUGCCGGGCAUUUGAAGGCACAUUGCCCACAAUUGAGUGGGGCAAGGACAUCGGGACCGAGUAGCGGUCCGACGGGUACACGGAACCAAACCGGGGCUUCUCAAGCAAGCCGGGGACACGGGGGGGGCAAGUACAAGUAACGCACCAUCCGUGAAUCAAGGAAGAACUCGAGCUAGAGUCUAUGCGAUGACGGAGGCGGAUGCCCAAGCGAACCCGGAUUCCGUUGCAGGUAAUUAUCUCAUUAAAAUGUGGUAAAUUAGUCGUACUUAUGUGCACACACCUUUGGGAUUAAGCCCCGAACGCUUUAAGAUCAAAAUGGGCAUGUUUGAGAUUAAAAUGUGCAAAAAAAGGGGGCAACCGGCGCCGGACUUCGCAUAACCGGCGCCGGAGAGAGCGAUGAGGCGGGCCUGUUUGGAACCGGCCCUCUCCAACCGGCGCAUAACCGGGGCAGAUUUCCAGCCAACCGGCGCCGGCCACUGGCCAACCGGCGCCGGACAUGCCCUGGGAUGAGCCUGUGUCCGACCGGCUCCCCAUAACCGGCGCUCACAGCCUGCGACACCACCCAACCGGCGCCGGACACCCACCAACCGGCGCCGGACCUUCCCUGGAGCGAGCCUGUGUGGAACCGGCCCACUAUGACCGGUGCAGCUGGG